CAGUGCCACUUUAGCUAGCAACGUUUCCAUGUGUGAACCCUGUGACAGUGCUUGUGAAAAAGCAACUACAAUGAUGACACCAUUAGAAACAACACAGAUAGCCACACUGCCUUCCACUUCAUCUGUUUCUUCAAAUUCAGAGACUACAGAAUUGAGAAUAACAACUACAGAUUUGAAAGACGAAACGACAUUGGAAACUAAAUCUACAGAUGCCAGUUGUGCUUUGCCUGAAGAUUUGAAGAAUACAGUGUGGGAAUAUAAUUACACAGACGUAGCAGCCAAUUCAGAACAAUCAACCAAUCUCUACAUCGCAAACACAACGCUACCAAAUUCCGUCAUCAAUUUGAAUGAUGGAGGGAGCGUAGUAAACAAUUGGACUUGUAUUAAUAGUUUAACUAUAUCUGACACAUCGAAUGUUGUUGUUUUCAAAAGUGACGCAAGCUUUCCCUUGAGUGGUGGUAGCAGACGAUUAUAUCUUUGUAUGAAGUUUACAAAAGUUACCACAGAUUUAUUUUACUUUCACCUUUUGUCAGCAACUACAAUGAUGUCAUCAUUAGAGACAACACAGAUACACACAAUGCCUUCCACUUCUACUGAAAUUGACAUAACAACAGAUAGGACAGCAACAGAAAAUACACAGAAAACAUCAAAACCAGCCACUUCUGAUGCUAUUGACACUACGACAGAUGUGAUGUCAACAGUAACAACACAAAUAACAACGUUAUCAUCCACUUCUACUGAAAUUGAUUCUACAACAGAAAUAACAAUAAUAAAAACACCCGAAACAACGUUACAAACAACUUCUACUCCUACUGAAAUGGACAGUUUAACAGAAUCAACGACAACAGCACCAAAAACAACACUGCAUACUACUUCUACUGCAAUGGACACUACGCUACAACUAAAAUCAACGGAUACCACACAAACAACUGCCGUCCAUUCUACUAGUACUGAUUUGAAAACAUCAACACAAACAACAAUUCCGUCCGCUUCUACAAAUAGAGAGACUACAACAGAAUUAAAAGUGACAACUACAGAUUUGAAAGACGAAACGACAUUGGAAACUAAGUUGACAGACACAGAAAACUUGAAGCGAUAUAGUGGACCUAUUACACUCGUGGGAAUUUCAUGUGCUGGUUUUGUUCUUGUUAUUAUUAUUUUAUGUUUGCUCAAAGGAACCUCAAAGAAUAGUACAGAAGAGAUCGCGAACAACGGAGAAGAAAAAGCAUAUGCCCCUUCCCCAGAAAACUGCUAUAAAUUGUAUAAAGGCAAACAAUUUGGAUUACAGGAGAUUGCAAUUCGGCAUUGGGACUAUCACUAA
This is a messenger RNA of Mytilus trossulus (common blue mussel), 1321 nucleotides long. Its product is annotated as mucin-5AC-like. The transcript has 7 exons. The record is from RefSeq and is a predicted model, not a curated record. The coding region runs from base 29 to 1321 and encodes 430 amino acids. Lineage: Eukaryota; Metazoa; Mollusca; Bivalvia; Mytilida; Mytilidae.